Messenger RNA from Sabethes cyaneus, 1161 nucleotides. RefSeq lists its product as uncharacterized. NCBI's taxonomy places the organism in Eukaryota, Metazoa, Arthropoda, Insecta, Diptera, Culicidae. The coding region runs from base 112 to 1161 and encodes 349 amino acids. Gene Ontology annotation, molecular function: nucleic acid binding. The transcript is spliced from 2 exons. The record is from RefSeq and is a predicted model, not a curated record.
UUUAUUUUUUUUUUUCAUUUGUUAAUCGAGUUCAACUAAACAUGUUGUAUACGGAUGAUUCUAAAUAUUUCAUUGGUAUGUGAAUUCUCUUGUGGCGAUCUCUAACUCGAAAUGGCCGGAAUACGCGAAAAUGUUUUUGGUCGUCAUGCUUCCGUUAACACCGUUUACCACUGUCUCUACGGAUAUUAUUAUUUGGGCGUCAACAAGUCUACAUUAGCUAAAAUUUAUGCUAAACAUCGUUCCACAAUUUCUCAAUGGAUUCGGCUGUAUGAGGAAAAUAAGUAUUUUAGUCGAAAGGAAAGAGAAAAAGUAUACUUGGAAUUUGGCCCGAAGGAAAGGUCUUGGAUUGUGGAUUUGUACCGAAAUUGUCCUAUUCUGUACCUCUACGAAACCAAAGAACGAUUUCAAAGGACAUUUCAUAAGUCUAUCAGCACUGCUUCGAUCAGCCGGAUCCUGCAUGCAGAAGGUUAUAGCUGGAAAGUACUGGAAAGACGAGCAAUUCAACUACGGCAACGAGAUAUCUACCGAUUUCAUUCAGAUAUGAGCAUCAUAAAAUGGGAUAUACACAACCUGGUGUUUUUUGAUGAAGUAUCUUUUGAUAACCGUGGCAUGCUUCGCACUAAAGGUUAUGCACCAUUGGGAAAACGACUUAUAUUUCGUGGGGAGUUUAAUAGGCGCCCUAGAUGCUCAAUGUUAAGUUUCUUGGGAUGCAAUGGGAUUAUUGAAACCUUUUCCACUGAAGGUACUUUCACGCGGCAAAAAUUUUUUGAUUGCGUUCGCUCAUUUGUGUUGAGUGGAGUAGUAAAACGGCACCCAGGACAAUAUAGUACAUUGAUAAUGGAUGGCGCUCGUAUUCAUUGUCAUAAGGCAAUUGUAGAGUACCUACGAUCAUUAGGUAUUAAUGUCAUCUUUUUACCAGCAUAUGCUCCUUUUUAUAAUCCCAUCGAGUACAUAUUUGGCUACCUUAAAAGGCAUCUUAAAAAAACAUAUGUUGAGAAUAGCUCUAAAGAUAUGAUUAUUUACAUUUGUGAGGCUUUGGGUCAUUUCAAAAACUUUAAUUGCUCGAAUAUCUUUAAAAAAUGUGGGUAUUUCCCCGGAGGAAUUUUUGAUCCCAGCAUUGGUUUGGGUCAAGAUAUGAGAACAUUUGGAUUCAAAACAUAA